Messenger RNA from Musa acuminata AAA Group (dessert banana), 1822 nucleotides. RefSeq names its product probable methyltransferase TCM_000336. The coding region runs from base 514 to 1656 and encodes 380 amino acids. Gene Ontology annotation, molecular function: S-adenosylmethionine-dependent methyltransferase activity. The transcript has 7 exons. Lineage: Eukaryota; Viridiplantae; Streptophyta; Magnoliopsida; Zingiberales; Musaceae. Gene Ontology annotation, biological process: methylation. The record is from RefSeq and is a predicted model, not a curated record.
UUCUGCUCUUCCUCCAAAGCUUGGUGCAUCAUUUCUUCCACUCCUUUUGAUUCUUGUGGAGCACUCAAGGGAUGGGAUGCUUAUAAAUCUCUGCCAUUACCUCAAAUCUAGUCAAAGGGAUGAAUGUUUUAAGCUUGGAAGUGCUCAAAUAAAGGAAACAGGGCCCUGAUAACAAUAAUUUGGCUUCAAAAGUGCACAAUUGGUAAAGUUACAUGGAAAGAUCAAACCAUGGGGUGCAGGUGAUUAUGAGAAAUCUUUUUCAUUAUGAAAUAUUGUGAGUACAAUUGAUGUGACAUCCCUACAACUGAUGAUAUGAGUCAUGAUUCACAUGAUCAGAUGCCAACUCCACUUGGGAGGUCUAAUGUGAUUCACAUGGUUUCUUUUCUAACAGAUUAAUUUUAAGAAUGUUUCAGAAUGUGAUCCAACAUCUAAUCCUUCGGUAGUCAGAUAUAGGAGAAGUAGACGACAAAAGAUGGAGGGAAAUCUAAAGCUGAAUUGACAUCUAAAGAAGCAAUGGUAUCCUGUGAGCCUCCUCCAAGGACCACCAAACUUGUCACCAUGGAUGUGGAGAGUGUUCUUCACAUGAAAGAAGGGCUGGAUGAGGCCAGUUAUGCUCAAAAUUGUUCCCUACAGAAGAAGAGUAUGGAUGCCAUGAAGCAUAUCAUAGUGGAGUCAGCGGUAGAUGCUUACGCUUCAGAGAUGCCAGAAAGCUUCACUUUUGUUGAUCUUGGAUGCUCAUCGGGGAGUAAUGCCCUGCCUCUAAUCGGAGACAUCAUCGAAGCCAUUCAUGUGAUGGCACGACGGUCAGCGAAGCCAGCACCAGAAUUCAUGGUGUUCCUCAAUGAUCUUCCAUCCAAUGACUUCAAUUCUAUGUUUCUGAGCCUUCCAUUGUUCACUAAGAAGCUCAAAGAAGGCAUCGAGUUGCAUGGAGGCAUGGCUCCAUCUGUAUACUUUUCAGCAACUCCUGGUUCAUUCUAUGGCAGGCUGUUUCCAAGAGACAGUCUCAGUUUCAUCUACUCAUGCUAUAGCUUGCACUGGCUUUCCCAGGUUCCUCCAGGGCUUGUUGACAUCAAUGGCAGGCCAAUUAACAAGGGGAAGAUGUACAUAUCUAACACAAGCCCCCCUGUUGUUGCAUUAGCUUACUUUGAGCAGUUUCAGAAAGAAUUCAGCCUCUUUCUCAAAUCAAGAUCUGAAGAGUUACAUCUCGGUGGGCGAAUGGUUGUCGCGAUGUUAGGAAGAACAACUGAUGAUCACAGUGAUAAGAGCACAAGAGUCUUGUGGGAAGUGUUAGACCAGUCUUUUGCCAUUAUGAUCUCACAAGAAAUGAUUGAUGAAGAGAAGGUUGAUACAUACAAUGUGCCAUUUUAUGCUCCGUCGGCGAGGGAGAUUGAAGAUGAAGUGCACAGAGAAGGGUCUUUUACGAUCGAUUACAUACAAACUCAUGAGCUGAGCACAAGCACUGGAGAUCCUCUAAAGGAUGCCAGAAUCACAUCAAUGGCCAUUAGAGCCAUACAAGAAUCAAUGAUCAGCCAUCACUUUGGCGAAGCAAUUAUCGAUACCUUAUUCCAUGUUUAUGGAGGACUGCUCAGUCAACUAAUGCUUAAAGAAGAAAUAAAAAGUUCUCACCUACUAAUUGUUCUAAGAAAGACACACUGAGUGAAGAAAAAUCAAUCAUCAGCACAUAAAGUUACUAUAAAGUCAAACUUUUUUAUCUACAGGUCUUCAUUGUAUUCAGAUUGUAGAUGUACAAUUUACCAGUACAUUUUAUUUACUCAAAGAUGUAUUAUCUUCUCUAAGACAAUGCCAAAUUUCUUUUCCAAAA